This is a messenger RNA of Polypterus senegalus (gray bichir), 1000 nucleotides long. It is a transcript of the gene rbks, whose product is annotated as ribokinase. Gene Ontology annotation, biological process: D-ribose metabolic process. The transcript has 8 exons. Lineage: Eukaryota; Metazoa; Chordata; Cladistia; Polypteriformes; Polypteridae. The record is from RefSeq and is a predicted model, not a curated record. The coding region runs from base 1 to 984 and encodes 327 amino acids. Gene Ontology annotation, molecular function: ribokinase activity.
AUGCAGGUGUGCAUGUGCCGACACCUGCUUGGGACGGCGUCGAAAGCAGAAAGUCAGCUUCAUUUACCGAAAGGCAAGCCACAGAAAAGCCAGGCGCCUCGCCUCCCGAAAGCCGGAGAGACCGUCCACGGGCACAAGUUCUUCAUUGGCUUUGGUGGAAAAGGAGCCAACCAGUGUGUCCAGGCCAGUCGACUGGGAGCUAAAACAGCAAUGGUGUGUAAGCUCGGCCAAGAUGUCUUUGGAAACAACUACCUCCAGAACUUUAAGGACCAAGGAGUGACCACAGAUUUCGUGAGUCAGACUGGAGAAGCAGCUACUGGCGCAGCCUCCAUUAUUGUGAAUGACCAAGGAGAAAAUGCUAUUGUGAUUGUGGCUGGUGCCAACCUGCUGCUAGACAUGGAGGAUCUGAAGAAGGCGUCACUGGCCAUCUCCACAGCACGGGUGCUGGUGUGCCAGCUUGAAAUCAGCCCUGCUGUGUCUCUGCAAGCUCUGAAGAUGGCACGGAACUCGGGAGUGAGGACCAUUUUUAAUCCUGCUCCUGCGGCCGCCGAGCUCGACCCGGAAUUCUACUCCUCAUCAGAUGUUUUCUGCUGCAACGAGUCAGAGGCCGAACUCCUCACCGGACUCGAGGUUACAGAUGAGGACCUCGCUGGGAAGGCUGCUGUGGUCCUCCUGAGCCGAGGGUGCCGCUCCGUCAUAGUCACCUUGGGAGUGAAGGGUUGCCUGAUGGUGUCGGCGCAGGAUGCGACCCCUAAGCACAUUCCUGUGGGCGCCGUGCCAGCGGUGGACACCACGGGAGCCGGUGACAGCUUUGUGGGGGCCCUGGCAUUUUUCAUGGCUCAAGUUCCUGACCUACCCCUGGAGGAGAUGGCGAGGAGGUCCAAUCAGAUCGCAACAGUGAGUGUGCAGGCGGUGGGCACUCAGACUUCGUACCCAUCGAGAGACGACCUUCCACAUGAACUGUUUGAAGCUUGCAGUCAAUAAACCAAAACCGAUGAGC